This is a messenger RNA of Prunus avium (sweet cherry), 741 nucleotides long. Its product is annotated as E3 ubiquitin-protein ligase. NCBI's taxonomy places the organism in Eukaryota, Viridiplantae, Streptophyta, Magnoliopsida, Rosales, Rosaceae. The record is from RefSeq and is a predicted model, not a curated record.
GAAAUGGGAAUUUGAAAGCUCUAAUUAGGAGUGACCCAAAAGGGGCCAAAAAAUCAAAAUUUAAAGGUUUGAUUUGUGUUAUUUUUUAUCUGAAUCGGAGUUGUGAUUAUUCACCGGCCGGUACACAGAGAGUGAGAGAGAGAGAGAGAGAGAGAGAGAGAGAGAUGGUGAAAGAAAGAGGCGAAGAGUUAAGCGAAGAAGAAAAGAGAGCUUUAAGAGGUAGCAAAUUCGCACCUCUCCCAUCGUUACCUCCUCGUUCCCAACCCCAACCCAGGUUGGCUCAUCCUGGGGGUCCGUUGACGACGAAUAAAGCAGCGGCCUUGGCGAAAUUUCUAGAAAGAAAACUGCAGGAUCCCAAUGGAUUGGACAACAUCAACCCGCAUCUUGUGGAACGAGCUGUCCAGAACGCCAAACGCACCGUUGUCGCCGGUGGGGCAUCUAAUUCUGGAAUAACCAUACGACAUGUUGACUCUUUUGGUGAUUCUGAUUUUGAGGAACCUCUGCAACAAGAAGAAAAUGUGGAAAAUUCUGAGCCCAAGAAGCUGAAGAAAAAAAAUAAGAAGAAAAAGAAGAGUGAGAAGAAAAAGAGACAAAAGAUAAUGGAGGACUCUGGGUGUGCUGUGGUAAAAAAGCCAAAAAAGAAGAAGUUAGGAUUGUGAUUACAUGAGAUUAUGGGUUUAUUUUGGUUCCUGGAAUUAGAUAGAGGCUUCAAAUUCAAGGCUAGUUGGAAGAUUUGAGUUG